AUACCUGCUGGGUUCUCUCAUUGUGUUCUUUUAGUAACAGCUAAACAUAAGAAAUAUUGAAAGUUGUAGCCGGCAUACUAAUUAGGUGGAAUCAGUACAAAAUAUGUGGCCCCAAAAUGUGGUGUGGGGAGUUUUUUUAUGGGCAACACUAGUUGAAAAAAGUUUUAUGAUGAAUCUUGCUGUGAAUGAAACAGCAGUUACGCACAUGUCGCCCCAGACUAGAAAUGUGGAAUCUGAAAUUAGUUAUUAUGGAUAUCAUCUAGAUUUAUUCACAGACAAGAAUAAUAGAUCAAGGUUGACAAUCGGUGCACCCAAAAUGAUUGAUCCUGAAUCAAUGGCAUUACAUAAAAGAAAUACAACAUCUGAUCAUGAGCCAAAAGGAGGCAUUAUGUCAUGUGAAUUCGAUUCAACUAUAGAUAAUGGUAUUGCACACAACUGUACGUUAACGGAUUCGUCCAAGUUACUUCCGGGAGAUAAUUUUGGAAUGUUCGGGGCAUCGAAAUCUGGCGGUAACUCGAUGGCAUGUUCAUUAACUCGGAAACAAGAUUGCGGUAACGCGUCAUCUACUCCUGGAAUUUGUUUUGAAUCAUCCGACUUCGGUUCGAUCUGGCAAAAAGAUGACCGAACAAUAUCGUUAGGCUGCCCUGGAACAAAUGUUGAAGUUCUUUUUGUACUGGACGGAUCGGGGUCAGUUGGGAAUGAAAGUUUUGAUAUAGUCAAACAAUGGGUGAAAAACAUAACACAGAAGUUGGACAUCGACACAGGAAAAGUUACUGUAGGCGUUGUUCAAUAUUCACAUUAUUUUGAUACACAAGACAUCAAUGAGCAAAGGUAUAUAAAAACACAUAUUAAAAUUGGACAGUACAAGACUUAUGAAAAAUUAGCCGUCGAAAUCGAUCGGAUUAAGUUAGAUGGAUAUACAACGUAUACUGGAAGAGCUCUACAAAAGGUCGUUUACGAUUUUCAGAAUACUUUUCAUUACAAUGAAUCCACUACAAAACAAAUUAUGAUUCUACUCACUGAUGGGAAAGCAACCGACGCAGAAAAUGUGACGAAAAAUGCACAGAAUUUGCGCGAUCUCGGAGUUUUACCAUAUGCUGUUGGAGUCGGAAACGAAGUAAACAUAACUGAACUAAAUUUAAUUGCAACAGGUGACCCUAGGGGUAACAAUACUCGGGUGCUGAUGACGGGAACAUUUUCUGGACUUGAUGUAGUGGCCAAAGAAUUGGAAUCGACCAUCACCGCUGUUGCGUUGGAAGGAGCCAGCUCCGGACAAAACACCGCCGGUAGUACGAUGGAAUUUGGAGCGAUGGGAAUAUCUAUUGCAUAUAGUAUAUUGCCUAACGUGAGAAAAAAUCAGACGGUGAGUGAACAUUCAGAUAAAGUCAGGUUUAUUGACUGGCUGCCAAUUAUGAGAAACGAUUCUACCUCACAAUUCUUUACUUUACAACCCCAUUAUUCUGAUUGAAAAGCGCAGACAAAAUCGAAUGAAGUACAUUUUUUAUAGGAUUAUCGAGAAAAACUUUCCAAAUUUGCCAUUCUUAUUGCGACUUAAUUAACAAUUUUAUAAACCAUUAACGGCAAUAUCUGUGUCGGUAUGUUACGAAUGAUCGUUGUGAUGAAAAUGACCCGUUAUCCGUUUCUUAUACUUGCAAUGUUUCUUGUUAAAUGUGAGUCGUGAGAUGGGCACGAAGGAUUUUUUUAUGAAGUUUGUGGGCGAAUGUGUGUGAGUGUGAGUAGAUUUUGUUUUGCCGAUCGGUUGCAGGCAGCCUUAGCAUUCAUGUAUGUUUCGCGCGCGAUCAACGUUGGCGUUCGUGAAGAAUAAUAAACUGAAGAGUAUUCGACAGAGCAACUGCGGGGAUUUAAAGAAAAUAGGUAUGAGUAAAUCCAUGUCACAACUUCAGUAUUAGCGUGAUUUUAACUUCUAACUUAUUUUUUCAUGCAUCCACUAAUAAAGCAAUAUCCAACUGUGAACCGAAAAAUGCAACUGAACCCUAUUUUGGUGCGUUGUCUUUUUAUCGGCAAACGAGAUAACUACGUCGCUUGAGUUAAAUCUUCUAAAUUUCUUUUUAUUCACCCUUUCUUGCGUUUUGACACGAUAAUCUGCAUAUUGUAUUUUAUUUUAGAAUAAUUAAAUAUCUAAUAGAUAGAUUUGUACAUCUUUGAAUUUCAAAAUCAAGUAGUUUCUGUUACUAAAUUUUGAUAAAUGUUCUUAUGUGCCUUAUUUGUUUUCAACGUGGAGUGUAUAGGUACUUCCUUAAAAUUUACAAUAUCUAGCAAAACGCAAAUAUCCAAUUGUAACCCUAUGUCACUUAUGCGAAUAUUUGUGCUCAAUAUUUCUAAAAUUUGGUAAUUUUUUCAUUUCAAGAUUCAAUAAAUGGAUGCAUUGUACAUCGAUUUUGUUAAAUCAGUCUGCAAACUUGUGAAACGCAGACGGUCUUGACACGACAUUCGUGAGAGUUAAAAGAAAAAGUAAAUACCUCCAUGCAACGUCGUCUGGAUUAAACAAGGAAUCAUAAGACUUAUGUGAUAUGUCUGUCUAUUCGAGUAUAUCAGAAACAAACUCUGUUUCAAAAAGUUAAAUCCACAACCAAUUUACUUUUAUUGUCGUUUAUAAAUUACAUAUUUGAGUUGUGAAUGUGGAAUUGUUAAGUGAUUGAAAUUAAAGAAUGAAGUUGGUACAAAAGCCUGAGUCUUAGGAAGUUUAAAUUACUGAGUAAAUAACAUUUCUCCAUUUUAUAUCUUCCAAGUUAAUCCUAAUAGAAUUCCAAUGCUAAAAGUUUUAGCCCAGCUGUUGAAUUGAUCAUCUUUGACGAAUAUUUAUAUGUUUGCAUAGAUUUCAUCCUAUCAAUUGUCACUUUGCAAUCUGAACGUAAGCACAAACUUGUAAUGAAUUAAAAAAUUAGUACUUUGAUGUCAGGCUGUCAUUCAUGUUUUUAAUGCCAACUACAUCAUUAGAAAUAAAAAAUAUCAUACGCGAAAUGAAGCCCAAGUCAAGUUUUGGAAUGGAUGGAAUUCCAUUCAAAAUAUUGAAAUAUGUUCCAGAACACAUUGCUUAUAUUCUGACAUAUAUAUAUAUUUUCAAUCUUUCACUUUCUACUGGAUUAUUCAUUAAAAGCUUCAAGACAUCU
Messenger RNA from Styela clava, 3131 nucleotides. Its product is annotated as integrin alpha-D-like. Lineage: Eukaryota; Metazoa; Chordata; Ascidiacea; Stolidobranchia; Styelidae. The record is from RefSeq and is a predicted model, not a curated record.